GGCACUGAUUCAGUUACCUUUGAGAAGCCGUGGGAAGUUAACCGACGGCCGUGUCGAGCGAAAUUCGGAAAAGUAGAUCGUCGACAGGAGAAGUAACAACGAGGUCGCUUUUAAGCUCCGUGGACAUCGGAGAAAAAUACUUUCCCCAAAAAAAUCACAGUCUUGUGACAUGGGGAAAUAUUUUUGCUUCAUAGUUAUCGUCGGGCUAGUGGAAGGCUCCAUGCCCCAGGCGACCGUGAGCGAGGCGAUCCGUCCGCAGUUUCUGACGCAGCCGAGGGAGGGCGUGUUGCGAGGGCCUGCGUCGGGCCAAGACGAGAGAACCUCCGCGGCAGAACCUCGGAGUGGCGGCCGUGCUAUCAAGCCCACUUACCUGAGCGAUCCCAACGGCACCCUCUCCUUCCUGCCGAGCGACGUCUCGGGUUCGACCUCGGAGCGGCUGUGGGUGAUCGACCUCGGCACCGUCCGCGGCCACAGCAUCGAACUCAACCUGACGCGGAUGAAUUUGCUCGUGGCCUCCUGGGUCCACGGCGCGGAGGAGAGGAGGGACGUGGCGAACGGCGACUUCCUCCUCGUGGGGCCUGGUAGGAAGGUCCUGGGCGCCACGGGAGAAAAACUCCUGUGGGGCGUCGUUAACAAGACGAUUCCUCUACACGUCUCUACCUCCGUCGCCCACGUCUACUUCAGGUUCGAUCACCUGGCCGCCAGCAACACCGACAUCAACUCUACGGAUCCAGUUUUCGUGAUCCACUACAGCCGCACCGGAACGCCAAUCACGACCCCCGAUCCCGCCGUCACGACCACCACCUUGCCUCCGCCGCCAGACGACCUCACCGUCAGCAGCUGGGUGGCUCUGAACGGGAUCAGCCCAGCUGUGGCACUGCAAGAGGAAUAUUUACUAAGCGUGAGACAAAUUACUGCUAACAUCGCCAAUCAAUAUACAGCUUCAAACAACAUGAAACUGCAGGAUGAGAUCGGGGAAGAAGAUGUGAUACUCCAGUCCGUCCAGACCUGUCACCCACUCUACUGCUGGGCCAACUGUGCUGCCUACAAUAUCUCAAUCAGGGCUUAUUACGCAUCAGAUGGUUCCUGGGCCUUCACGGGAGAAAUUCUCAAGCAGAUGUUUGCAGACAGGCAGUAUGAUCAUUACUGGGAGGAUGCAAAGUAUCCUGCAAGGGUGUGUGUAGAGGCACCCAUAGAAGGAAAAGGGGAGUGGGAUACUUGGGUAGUGGCUGCAAGUAUCACCGCCCUGGCUCUUUUUAUCUUCAUAUUGGUUUGGAAGAUACAGCGCUAUAAUGUUAUUGUUCAGAUGCGAAAGGACUUUGAGAAACAACAACUCGAGAUGGAGAAGGAGUGUGCGAGGAGGAUGUCUGGAGACAUCUCUAUCUUGGGACUAGGAACUUGGAGAAACUCGGUGGCUUCCAGGGAUUCCAGGAGACACUCCCUGCCUUUCCCAAGGAUGAGGAUGGACAGCAGGUUUUCCGAGGGAGGAGAGGAUGACAUAUCUGAAGAGGACUACCAUGGAUACCAGGAAUUUGUACCAGACAGGAUAAUACUAGAUGCUACUGUGCUUGGACUGGAAGCAGAAGUGGAUAGAGAAAACAAGGAUGGCAGCUAUUUUAAUGCUGCCUUUAUCGAUGAUGAGGGUAUAACUGGGCACAAAGCAGAUGACGAAGAUAUUUUGUAUGAACGCCGUCCCUCCCCAGUCACCAUGGACUCGGAUAGUGACGACCCUGAUGCCAUUAACUUCAGGAGCUACUCCAAGGGCCAACCUGCAGUACGAAAGAUCUCGACCACUGCUGAUAUCCAUGAUGACGAAACAUCCCUGUAGGAAUGCUGCCGUGCAAGAAGAAUUUGCAACGAUUUUAGCUGAAGGAACAAACCUCUAUUAAAAUGGCAUAAAAUUCCACUAAAAAGCAUUACUGCAGGAUGGAAGAUUUUAAACUUUUUGUCUCCAUCUUUCAGUAAAUAAAUUCUGUGUAUUAUUCUCUGAGAGCCUUUAGCUUAAUAUAAUGCUAUGAUUAAGAUUUACAUUUGCAUAACCAUGAAGUAAUAUUAAGAGAAUAUGAUUAAUAUUUGUGGGUUGUAUGUUUGGUUCAUCUAAUGUAUUUGACAGUGAUGUAAAUCCUGAUGACUGAAUAAUAAUAAUAAUAAUAAUAAUAAUAAUAAUAAUAA
Messenger RNA from Penaeus monodon (black tiger shrimp), 2172 nucleotides. RefSeq lists its product as uncharacterized. The record is from RefSeq and is a predicted model, not a curated record. Bases 170 to 1828 code for a protein of 552 amino acids. The transcript has 13 exons. Lineage: Eukaryota; Metazoa; Arthropoda; Malacostraca; Decapoda; Penaeidae.